Impatiens glandulifera is the source of this 2029-nucleotide messenger RNA. RefSeq names its product calcium-dependent protein kinase 28-like. Gene Ontology annotation, biological process: peptidyl-serine phosphorylation; intracellular signal transduction; protein autophosphorylation. NCBI's taxonomy places the organism in Eukaryota, Viridiplantae, Streptophyta, Magnoliopsida, Ericales, Balsaminaceae. Bases 239 to 1861 code for a protein of 540 amino acids. Gene Ontology annotation, molecular function: calmodulin binding; calcium ion binding; ATP binding. The record is from RefSeq and is a predicted model, not a curated record. Gene Ontology annotation, cellular component: nucleus; cytoplasm. The transcript is spliced from 11 exons.
CUUCUUCCUCUUUGACCAUCAUAACUCGGACCCAACUCUUUCUUCCCUGCUUCCUUCAUCAUCCUUCCUAUCUGCUUCACUCUUUCCUCUUCAAUGGAUUACAUUAUUACAAUUUCUCUCACAACUAUAUAUAAUGCAAGUUCAUCUACUUCUCUUGAAUCUUAAUGAUUGAUUUUGGCCUUGAAAUUAAGAAAUAGAGAGAGAAAUAAAGUUACAGUCUUUUGACAAAAUCAAGAUCAUGGGUGCUUGUUUUUCAGCCACCAAGAUCACUGGUUCAAACAGCAACAACCACAGGAAAGAAGAAGUGAAGCCGGCGCCGGAGAAUAAGAAGAAGAAAUCAGAUCAGGGCAAGUCAAGGAAACCAACACUUAACAUAAUCCCUUGUGGGAAAACAACGGAUUUCGGUUAUUUUAAGGACUUUGAUGACAAGUAUGUUCUUGGUAAAUUGUUGGGACAUGGACAAUUUGGGUAUACUUAUGUUGCUCAAGAUAAAUCCAAUGGAGAUCGUGUUGCAGUGAAGAGAAUUGAUAAGAGAAAGAUGAUUCUUCCUGUUGCGGUUGAAGAUGUUAAGAGAGAAGUGAGAAUAUUGAAAGCAUUGACUGGACAUGAAAAUGUGGUUCAAUUCUAUAACGCAUUUGAAGAUGAUAAUUAUGUUUAUAUUGCCAUGGAGCUAUGUGAGGGUGGUGAAUUGUUGGACAGGAUUUUAGCCAAGAAAGAUAGUCGAUAUUCGGAAAAAGAUGCGGCGGUUGUUGUUCGACAGAUGGUUAAGGUUGCUGCCCAAUGCCACUUGCUUGGUUUGGUUCAUAGAGACAUGAAACCAGAGAAUUUUCUCUUCGUAUCUUCAAAAGUGGAUUCACCUCUAAAGGCAACAGAUUUCGGUCUUUCCGACGUCAUUAGACCAGGAAAGAAAUUUCGCGACAUUGUGGGUAGUGCUUAUUACGUUGCUCCGGAGGUUCUAAAACGAAAAUCGGGGCCUGAAUCCGAUGUUUGGAGUAUCGGAGUCAUCACAUAUAUAUUGUUGAGUGGGAAGAGACCUUUUUGGGAUAAAACAGAAGAUGGUAUAUUUAAGGAGGUCUUGAGAAACAAGCCAGACUUUCGACGUAAACCAUGGCCGUCAAUAAGCAACGAUGCAAAAGAUUUCGUUCAAAAGCUGCUCGUGAAAGAUCCUCGGGCAAGACUAACCGCGGCUCAAGCCUUGUCACAUCCAUGGGUUAGAGAAGGCGGGAACGCUUCUGAGAUUCCUCUCGAUAUCUUGGUUCUAUCAAAUAUGCGCCAAUUUGUGAAGUACAGCCGUUUAAAGCAAUUUGCUCUUCGGUCUUUAGCUACUACACUUGAUGAAGAGGAGAUGGCUGAUCUUAAAGAUCAAUUUGAUGCAAUUGAUGUUGAUAAGAAUGGAUCUAUAAGCCUCGAAGAAAUGCGCCAGGCACUUGCAAAAGAUCUUCCUUGGAGGCUAAAAGAAUCGAAAGUUCACGAGAUUCUACAAGCGAUCGAUAGCAACACAGAUGGACUAGUUGAUUUUAAGGAGUUUGUUGCUGCCACUCUUCAUGUUCACCAAAUGGAAGAACACAGCUUGGAGAAAUGGGAGAAGAGGUCGCAGGCUGCGUUCAAUAAAUUCGACAUGGAUGGAGACGGAUACAUUACGUCCGAAGAACUUAGAGUGCACACUGGACUAAAAGGGUCGAUAGACCCACUUCUUGAUGAAGCUGAUAUAGACAAAGAUGGGAAAAUAAGUCUGUUGGAGUUUCGACGACUUCUAAGAAACGCAAGCAUGAGUUCAACAAUAAACAUGAAAACAGCAGUUCCUCAAAAGGAACCGGAAAUUACACCCUUGGGAAAGACAGACCAGAAUGGAAAUCCAUGACAAAAUGCAAUCUUUUUGUCAAAGGAAAAGCUUGUAAAAUAAGAGAAUCGUGACAAGUGCUGCUUAUAUAUAUUUUGCAAAAGAAAGAAUGUUAUGUCAUUCAAUAAAUUUUUAAGUACCACAGACUUAUCUUAAUAAAUAAAUCUCAUUUUAGCAACAUUUUCACAA